GAAGUUAGCAAAGGGUGAGUAUUUUGUCAUCUGUACCGUUACUUACAUGGAUGAAUUAUUACCGUUUAUAUUUGGAUUAAAUGAAGUUAGCUGAGAGUGAGUAAGCAUUCCCCCUACACAGACAUUUCCAUGGCCAUAUCACUUCUCUUCCCAAAUCCUCCCUUAACAAACCCACACAGCCGAUACAAACCUACGCUUCCGGCGUACAGUAGCACCUGCGGAGCUAAAAAGAGAGCAGCAUGCAUAGUUUGCGCGAAAAGCCAAGACGACUAUCACGCCACCCUUAAAGCCCUUAAUUCCAAAGGCCGUUUUCCCAGAAAAUCUCUUGGCCAGCAUUACAUGUUGAAUUCUGAAAUAAACGAGCAACUUGUUGGCGCUGCUAAUAUCAAAGAAGGAGAUUUGGUGUUAGAGAUUGGACCUGGAACCGGUUCCUUGACCAAUGUACUGCUAAAUGCUGGUGCCACAGUCCUUGCCAUAGAGAAGGAUCCUCAUAUGGUGGGUCUCGUGACAGAAAGAUUUGCAAGUACAGAGCGGUUCAAGGUUUUGCAAGAAGAUUUCGUCAAAUGUCACAUCCACUCUCAUAUGUUGUCAUUGUUUGAGAAUAGAAAGUCGUCAAAUGCAAAUUCGGCUUAUGCUAAGGUUGUCGCCAAUAUACCUUUCAAUAUAAGUACUGAUGUCGUCAAGCAACUUCUUCCAAUGGGUGACAUUUUUUCUGAAGUUGUUCUCUUACUUCAGGAGGAGACAGCCAUGCGCUUGGUGAAACCAUCCUUGCGGACAUCUGAGUACAGACCCAUCAAUAUCUUUGUCAAUUUUUAUUCAGAGCCCGAAUACAAAUUUAAAGUCCCAAGAACAAGCUUUUUCCCUCAGCCGAAUGUUGAUGCAGCCGUUGUUACAUUUAAGCUGAAGCAAGCUAUUGACUAUCCCUCAGUUACCUCCCCAAAAAGCUUCUUCUCAAUGGUCAAUUCGGCAUUUAAUGGAAAACGUAAAAUGUUGCGGAAAUCACUUCAGCACAUAUGCACGUCUCUUGUGAUCGAGGAAGCUCUUGGAGAUGUUGGACUUCCAGCAACUUCAAGACCAGAGGAGCUUACCUUAGACGAUUUUGUGAGGUUGCAUAAUUUAAUUGUGGAAGUAUAGUGUACCAUGAAAUGGUUUUUCAGAUAAAGCCUCUUGUACCUUGUCCAAAUCAGAUAACAAUGGAAAACUACAGCAGUGAAGUCAGUGUGUAGUAUAAUCUUUCCAGCAGUAGUCUUCUCUGAAAAGAAUUGGCAAUGACGAAAUGUGCAUUGUAAAAAUUUUGUACCAUAAGCAACUGUAUAGUAUUAAAUUAUCCAACUAUAAAUGUACACCCAAAGCUUCAUUGAAUCUAG
This is a messenger RNA of Pistacia vera, 1367 nucleotides long. Its product is annotated as ribosomal RNA small subunit methyltransferase, chloroplastic. Gene Ontology annotation, biological process: rRNA methylation. Gene Ontology annotation, cellular component: mitochondrial matrix. Bases 130 to 1134 code for a protein of 334 amino acids. The transcript is spliced from 10 exons. The record is from RefSeq and is a predicted model, not a curated record. Gene Ontology annotation, molecular function: rRNA (adenine-N6,N6-)-dimethyltransferase activity. Lineage: Eukaryota; Viridiplantae; Streptophyta; Magnoliopsida; Sapindales; Anacardiaceae.